Molecule: messenger RNA, 469 nt
Organism: Aspergillus steynii IBT 23096
Lineage: Eukaryota; Fungi; Ascomycota; Eurotiomycetes; Eurotiales; Aspergillaceae
Exons: 2
Coding region: 102-323 (73 amino acids)
Source: RefSeq, a predicted model, not a curated record
AUCACUCUCAUCAACAGCCUCCAGCUUCUCUAUCCACUCUUUCACUACAUUCUUUGAUCGGAAUUCCCAGGCGGAAAACCCCAAACAGUCAAUCAUUCAAAAUGCAGUUCUCUACCAUCUUCUCUGUUGUUGCCCUCAUCACCGGCGUCAUCGCCUCUCCCACCCUCCAGACUCGCGACGAGAACACCGUCCUCGGAUACAAGGACGAGUGCGCCUCCGACGGAUCCCUCGGCUACUGUGACGAAGGCUACUACUGCAAGGUGGAUGUCUCCGAGGACACCGGAAAGUGCUGCGAGGAGGGCUCCGGCUGGGCUAUGUGCUAAGCAGCUCGCCCGACACCUUGUCGACACUUCGAUUCUUGGUCACCGGACCUUAAUUCAGCAACAAUAGGCGGACGAUGUUCAGAGAGGCGGAGGAGUUGCUUGAAAGUGUACAGUGGAGGAUCGUGUACCUAGUUGUUGCUUUGUGA